UUAUUAGCCAACCAUUUAAAAAAUAAAUCUAAACGCAUAAAAUAAAACAGUACAACUGAACCAAUUUCUUGGUUUCCUAUUAUAAUGAAUUGAAUUGAAAUAUAGCUAAAUCAAAAUUAAAAAAAAUUCUUUAAACAUGCAAAAUGAGAACCGAGAGCUGGACAUAUUCUUCCUCCCUUUCAUGUCUCAUGGCCACAUGAUACCACUUACAGACAUGGCCAAGUUAUUCGCAGCGCGUGGAGUGAAGACAACCAUAAUCACCACCCCACUCAAUGCUCCCUUCUUGUCCAAAACCAUACAAAGAACCAAACCACUCGGAAGACAAAUCAAAAUCAAAGUCAUCGAUUUUCCUCUCUCAAAUUCUGGCGUACUACCUCCAUGGUGCCAAAACCUCGACUCUAUCCCCUCCCAAGAAUUGUUCAUAACAUUCUUUGAAACAACAUCGCAGCUCCGUAAGCCGCUUGAGGAUCUGCUCGGCCAACACCGGCCGAGUUGUCUCAUCGCCGAUAUGUUCUUUCCAUGGGCGACGGAAGCUGCUGCCAAGUUCGGAAUUCCAAGGCUAGUUUUCCACGUAAUAAGUGUCAUGUCUUUAUGUGCUUGGCAGUGUUUGAAGCUUCACGAGCCUCACAGGAGAGUUUCCUCUUAUUUUGAGCCUUUUUUGAUUCCUGAUCUUCCGGGAGAGAUAAAGUUGACUAGAAUGCAAUUGCCUGAAUUCGUAAGACAAAAUGCUGAAAAUUACAUGACAAAGUUGCUAGAAAAUGUCAUAGAAUCCGAGGUCAAGAGCUAUGGAGUUGUAGUAAACACUUUCUAUGAGCUUGAACAUGAGUAUGCAGAACAUUACAGGAAGGCUCUUGGGAUUAAGGCGUGGUAUAUAGGUCCAGUUUCACUAUGCAAUCGGGACUCCAAAGACAAAUCCCCGAGAGGAAAGGAAUCCUCCAUUGACGAGCUUGAUUGCUUAAAGUGGCUCGACUCAAAGAAGCCGAAUUCGGUUGUUUAUGUAAGUUUUGGAAGUGAGGCUAGAUUCACAGCUUCUCAGCUUAUUGAGAUUGCUUUAGGGCUUGAAGCAUCAGGGCAUCAGUUUAUUUGGGUUGUGCGGAGAAACAAACAAGAUAAAGAUGAAGUUGACUGGUUACCUAAAGGUUUCGAGCAGAGGAUGAAAGGAAAGGGAGUCAUUAUAAGAGACUGGGCGCCCCAAAUGCUGAUUCUAGAUCAUGAAGCCGUUGGUGGUUUUGUCACUCAUUGUGGAUGGAACUCGAUUCUGGAAGCAGUCUCUUCUGGGGUGCCCAUGGUCACUUGGCCAAUCUCGGCUGAGCAGUUUUUCAAUGAAAAGCUUGUAACUCAAAUAUUGAAGAUUGGGAUUGGGGUUGGAGUUCGAAAAUGGGUUAAGUUUGUUGGGGAUAGUGUUGAAAGAAGAGCCUUGGAGAGGGCAGCGGCAAGGGUAAUGGAGGGUGAGGAAGCAGAGGAAAUGAGAAGGAAAGCUAAAUUUUUUGCCCAAAUGGCAAAAAAUGCUGUUGAAGGAGGAUCUUCUUAUUGUGAUUUGAGUGCUGUCAUCCAAGAUUUGAAUUCUAUAUGUUCUUAAAUAAUAAUAAUAAUAAUAAUAAUAAUAAUAAUAAUAAUAAUAAUAAUUAUUAUUAUUAUUAAUUUUCUUUU
Molecule: messenger RNA, 1650 nt
Organism: Humulus lupulus (European hop)
Lineage: Eukaryota; Viridiplantae; Streptophyta; Magnoliopsida; Rosales; Cannabaceae
Product: scopoletin glucosyltransferase-like
Exons: 1
Coding region: 137-1579 (480 amino acids)
Molecular function (GO): UDP-glycosyltransferase activity
Source: RefSeq, a predicted model, not a curated record